CGGUCAUUUGCUGGGCUGUUUGGGCGCAAAUCGAUGAAGAUGAAACUGACGACGCUAAUGAAAUGCCUGCUAUUGAAUGGAACGUCAACUCUUUGCCGACCAGUUUGAUCAGCAUUCAACAACAGCUAGCACGUCUCAAAGCAAAUGAAGUUUCCGUCAAGCAAGAGCUGAAAAACUUGCUAAAAAGUCAGCGCAAGUCAACUGAAGAGCUAACUGACUUGAAAAUGUGGAAAAAGAAGGUCACCGAUCGAUUUAGACGGAUCGUCGCCAACAAUGACUACCGUGCGGGCAAUGCUGAACAUGGCUGGACAAAGACGUUUAACUUUACCACCAAACCAGAGGUAGAAGAGAGUUGGUCACCACGAAUUGCCAUCUACGGUGAUCUUGGCCUUAUUAACGGCGUCUCUAUACCAUUCAUCAACAAGCAGGUUGCAGAGGGUGCCUAUGAUGCAAUUUUCCAUGUAGGAGACAUUUCCUACAACUUGGACUCACUCAACGGUCAAAUCGGAGAUGAGUUUUUUCGGCAAAUGGAAACAGCCAUGGCUUCGCUGCCCUACCAAAUGACGGUGGGCAACCAUGAGAGUGCGAGUAACUUUAGUCAAUAUGUGUCACGUUUUACGAUGAUUGACCAGAAGAGUGGCAGUGUAAACAAUCACUUUUACAGCUUCAACAUUGGUCCAGUGCAUGUAGUGGCGUUCAGUAGUGAGUUUUACUACUUCACACAGUAUGGCUCGAUGCAAAUUCACAAUCAGUUUGAAUGGUUGGAAGCAGAUUUGAAAGAGGCAAACAAGCCGGAAAAUAAAGCUAAAAGGCCGUGGCUCAUUGUCGCAGGUCACCGGCCAAUGUACUGCAGCAGCGUCGAUCAUGACGACUGUACAGACAACGAGAGUAUUCUUCGAAAAGGCAUUCCCAUAGUGCAAAAGUAUGGUCUGGAGGAUCUUUUUUACCGUUACGGAGUAGACAUAAUCAUCGGCGCUCACGAACACACCUACGAGCGAUUGUUCCCAGUUUACGAUCGGCAAGUGUUCAAUGGCUCAGCAGAGGAGCCCUAUCGCAACCCAAAGGCGCCAAUUCACUUGUUGGUCGGCUCGGCAGGCUGUCAAGAGGAAGUUGAUCCCUUUGUCAGUAAACCCGAACACUGGAGUGCAAAACGCAUCAGCGACUAUGGCAUCACCGAGUUUCACGUGCUCAACAAAACGCACAUUCGAAAUGGUCAAGUAGUUGACGCGGUAACUCUAAUCAAAGAAAAACAUGGUCCAGAAGCUUGGUUGUAA
Rhagoletis zephyria (snowberry fruit fly) is the source of this 1274-nucleotide messenger RNA. The record is from RefSeq and is a predicted model, not a curated record. Lineage: Eukaryota; Metazoa; Arthropoda; Insecta; Diptera; Tephritidae.